Molecule: messenger RNA, 462 nt
Organism: Caenorhabditis briggsae
Lineage: Eukaryota; Metazoa; Nematoda; Chromadorea; Rhabditida; Rhabditidae
Exons: 5
Coding region: 1-462 (153 amino acids)
Source: RefSeq, a predicted model, not a curated record
AUGCUCAGCGUUGGUUAUUCGAUUCUCUAUAUCUCACAAUUUGUUAUUUUUCUGGCUGAUGCUUGCUUUUUGUACAUGAGCCCAGAUCCGAAAAAUACAAAAUUUGAAAACUGUCUGUUCAUGCUCUCAUUUUUUGUGUUUUCGGUUUUCUAUGGAUUGAUAUUCGCUCUGGUUCAACCUGAAAAUAGACGAGUUUUCGGUGCAUGCGGAAUUUUGGCGUCCAUCCAACUGGUCCUCACAACCAUCUUUUAUUUAUAUAUUCUUCUCUCCACUGACCUCAACGACACUCAACAAUUUUUAUACUACACCAAUCGUCUCGCACCAAUUUCCAUCAUUUAUAUGACGUUUUUGUCAGUGAUCUCGGUUUGGGUUAUGUGCAAGAUGAGCUUCUCCCGUCCAAAUACAAAAGUGAUCACUGAUUUGUACGAGAUUGAGGAGAAGAAUGAGAAGAAAGCCGUUUGA